AGAUCUCUGCCAUUGUUCUUUUUCUUGAAGUCUGGAAAAGGGACUGGACGGGACGGCGCUGGUCGGCUAUCGGACGGCGGGUCUGUCGUUAUGACGGGCUCCGGUCCGAAGCUUGGCGUGCUGCUGCUGCUGGCGGUUCUGCUGCAGACUGUGGUCGUCACCAUCACCGUGCUGCACUUCACCACCGCUCUCAACUCGAUGAAGGAGACGUUUGCCAGGAGCAGCGUUUCUUGUCUGACGGGCGCCGACCUACAGAGCAUCACGGCUGUACGUGGGGAUCCAUGCUGGCAGGUCACUCAGCAGCUUCACCUGCUCAUAGAAAAGUCUCUGUCUCAGCGUUACCAGAGGCAGAUUUCAUCGGCAGUCAGAGAUGAAGUGUCUCGGGUGCUGCCCUCACUUGUGAUGGUGGACAGGGCUUCACCUCGCCCAAAAGUCGCAGCCCAUGUCACUGGCAGCUUUGUGCCCAAACUGGAGCAGGAGGGAGGAGCUCCCGUCUCUGCUGGACGUCGGGUUCAGGGCCAGAAGAUUUUGUGGUGGGAGGGGCAGAAGGGGCUGGCCUUCCUACAGGACGUCCAGCUGGUGGACGGCGAGCUGGUGGUCCCGCAGCCCGGCCUCUACUACGUCUACGCCCAGACCUACUUCAGACACACCCAUUCCCUGGAGGAGGAGGCAGAGGAGGGUGAGGAGGCGGGGGACAGAGGGAGGCCGCUGCUUCAAUACGUCUAUAAAAAGAUGAGCUCCUACCCGGUUCCCAUCCUGCUGAUGAAGACGAGCCGGACCUCCUGCUGGUCUCGGGACUCCCAAUUUUCUCUGCACUCCGCUCACCAGGGGGGGCUGUUCCCGCUGAGCACCGGCGACCGGCUGUUUGUCACUGUGACCAACGCCUCUGCGGUGGACAUGGAUGAGAAAAGCAGCUUCUUUGGGGCGUUUCUCAUCAGCUAGACGGAGAGCUGCAGGACUCAGGACCCGACCGAUGGAUCAAUAAGCUCGUCACAUUUUUUCACUUUUUUGACGGAUGAUCUGUUUGGUCAAACAUCGCGGAUCCUCAAGACUUCUUCUGUGAACCCAAAAAAAGGGGGGAAAAAACUGUGACUCAUUGGGAAGUCUGAUUUUCUUCUUUUCAGGAUCACAAAUCAAGAGCAUCCAAACAAGGGUUUUGUGGACAGAGAAGAUAUGUGGAUUUGAAUUCUAAUCAAAAUCAAGAAAUCUUUGUUUUUCUGUAUAUAAAAUUAGUGGGCAUGGUAUUAAGAGUUUACAGUUUCUAUUAUCUGUUUAAGGCAGAAGUAGAACAAUUUUAGAGGGCUGCAGUUUCCUGUUUUAAAUUUACAAACUUGUCUUCAGACAAUGACAAAUACUUUGGACCAAAUGUUCCAAAAAAAUAUCGACCCUCAUUUUUUAACAACGGCGUAUUAAUAAAUGCCAAAGGUUAGCCAACAUAUGCCAAAGUUAAACCCUGAUGUAAUUUCCCUCAGUUGCAUUUUCUUUAUGUUUAGCACUCCAGAAAACGCCCUCGGACUUAUGAUUCAUGUCUGCUUUUCAUCCAUUGUUUAUUACCGGAAACUUGGUAAAUCAUUCGAGCAUUCAUGCACAAAAACUCAAAAUAAAACGCAUUCAGUGAGUCGAGUCGCCCCCCGGUGGCUGUUAGAGAAAAUGCAGGUUUGAGAAAAUUCUCAUUGGCUCCAUUCUUCAGACCUGGAGGCUAAACCACUUCUUACACACGAUCUGUGAGAUGCACACAUGAAAAGCUCUUGAUUUAGUAGUUAUACCUUUGUAUGCAUCGCUCAUUAUGCAGUUGGAUGUAUUUUUAGCUGAUUAGUCAUUUCUGAAAAAUGGGAGACUGCCUUUAAAAAAAAGAAUGUUGUAUGAAACUGUUUUGUGAUUAUCUGAGUUCACCUUCAUAGAUGUGAAGUGAGUCUGUUGAUGUGUGUUUGUGCAAAGAUGUAAAUAUUUUGCCAUGUUUUGUAUUUUUCUUAUUUUAAUAAGCCUGCAAAUUUUGGGUGUGGAAUAUUAAGUGAGUUUUCUUCUGCUCUUAAAUUGUACUCAGUUAGACGUGAGAUUACAAAGAUGGAUGACCAACAAGCCUUUCAGAAUUUCAGAAGAGUUGUUGCCUAUGGUGUAACAUCAUCACCCUGUAUGAAUUGUACAGUACACUUUUCUAACACUGCUUUGAAUUAUCAGGCUGUGUGCUGUGUUUUUGUUGGCAGCAGCACCGCGGUUGCUCCUUCAGCCGCCUGUCUUCCAGCAUGUCCAUCAUAACUGUUUUCCAAACCGUGCAUUAAACGCUCCCUAGCGGCCGUAGCCUUGGGCAUUCAUGUCAUGUUGGAUUAACUGCAGAAUUUACAUUAAAAACACACUUGGUUAAACAUCUGAGCACAUUAGCGUCCAACAGAAAAAAAAUGCGCGAACUGAAAUGACCAGAUCAAUUUGAGCUAAUGAGACUGUUUGAUGUUAAAAGUUUAUUCUUAGGAGAAAAUAGUUUGAAAACUGAAACCCUUCUUUUAUAAAUAAGAAAAUAAAGCUCCAACUCAUGCCCAAAUCAACUGAUAAAGUAACAAUUGAAGAACUUCAGACCAUUGCAUAAGCACGUUUCUGUAUCAAGGCCACAUGAGGACAGCUAAGCAGAUAUACCAACGGCUGAUUGAAGCUCUCAUGUGUCUGAGAGCUCCAGAGAAACCUUCAGACUACUUUUUCCAAGGCUGAAACCAACGUUUAAUUCACAUCUUUAUCCCGCUCAAUUUAAGAAGAGCAAAAAAAGUUCUUCAGAUUUUUUUUGGUGUGUGCCUUGAAUGCAGCAUUCACUGUAGCACUCCACUCAUGUAAAUAACUACACUUUUAACUUUUGCAUCCUAAUUCUCUUUUGUUUUGUUUUCUGAAUGUACACUUAAAAAAAUGUUCUUUUAGUGUUGAAAUCCACAAACAUUGCUGUGGGAGAUGCACACUCAGGGACCAAUCAGUGUGCUAGAAUUUGCAGUUGAAAUGCCUUAUUCUCCUGGGUAUAGAUGUAAUGACAUAAAUCUGUGUUGACGUCGACUCUUUGUCACCUGGAUGUAAACAUUAGUUUAAGAGGUGAAAGUAUUCAGUACCUUCUGGACAGCAUCUAUGAGGAGUGAGCCAAACCCUUCAUCUGCAGUCUUCAAACUUUAAUCACCUGAAAAGCAACAAAAAAAAAAGUAAACGGCUUGUUAUACAGUUUAAAUAGUUUUCCCCAUUGAACAACCUAAAUGUGAAUGUAAAUAAACAGGUGGUUAUGUCUGUAAAUAUCUGAAAUAAAGAUACUGAAGAAAAUACA
Messenger RNA from Labrus mixtus (cuckoo wrasse), 3289 nucleotides. RefSeq names its product TNF superfamily member 10 (gene tnfsf10). Gene Ontology annotation, cellular component: membrane. Gene Ontology annotation, molecular function: tumor necrosis factor receptor binding. The transcript has 6 exons. The coding region runs from base 91 to 942 and encodes 283 amino acids. Lineage: Eukaryota; Metazoa; Chordata; Actinopteri; Labriformes; Labridae. The record is from RefSeq and is a predicted model, not a curated record. Gene Ontology annotation, biological process: immune response.